Hirundo rustica (Barn swallow) is the source of this 3601-nucleotide messenger RNA. It is a transcript of the gene PIDD1, whose product is annotated as p53-induced death domain protein 1. Gene Ontology annotation, biological process: DNA damage response; apoptotic process; signal transduction. The coding region runs from base 192 to 2879 and encodes 895 amino acids. The transcript has 16 exons. The record is from RefSeq and is a predicted model, not a curated record. NCBI's taxonomy places the organism in Eukaryota, Metazoa, Chordata, Aves, Passeriformes, Hirundinidae. Gene Ontology annotation, molecular function: protein binding.
UCGCGGCGCAGCUCCCGAGAACUUUUCAGGAAGUGGCGGGCAAAGCUCUGCCCAGCCCAGCCCCGGCUGCUGAGUGCCCGGGCGGUGCGGAGGGAGCCAUCUUUCCUCCUCUCCUUGUCCCAGCUGCCUUGUGGUGCUGCCCGUGCCUGCCUGCCUGGCAAGUCAGAGCAUGUCUGGACCCUGAGGAUGAGAUGCAGAAGAUGGCAGAGCUGCUGGGGCUCAGGGAUGAGUGUGGGGAGGGGGCUUUGGGGGCUCCUGCCCUCGCUGGCUCCUGCCUUGCGGACAACAGACUGAACCUGGAUGUUUAUCCUGACGGCUGCCGCCGUUUCCUCCAGCUCUUCAAGGAGCAACAGGGAGAGAUGGUCCAGGUCGAGUUCCUCCGGCUCAGCAGCAACGAUUGUCUCCUUGACACCACACUGGGCAGCCUUUCUCAACUGAAGCACCUGAAAUCCCUGGUACUUAAAGGUGGCCAUGCUAGGGAUGAGUUUGGUUCCUAUCAGCAUGGCUCCCUGACAAGCUUGCCACCAGACUUUGGGAGCCUCGGGUGUCUCACCCAUUUGGAUCUCAGCUUCAAUAGACUCUGCACCUUGCCGAGCAGCAUUCUCCACCUUCCCAGCCUCCGUGUGCUCCUGGUGAGCCACAACAGUCUGGUGACACUUCCUGAGGACUUUGGCCGUCUGAACAAACUGACUUUCUUCUCUGCGAUGAAAAAUCAGCUGAAAGACUUACCUAAGAGCAUUGGGGAGCUGUCAAUGCUGCAGGAUCUGGAUCUCUCAGAAAAUGCUUUGGAAUUGCUCCCCGAAGAAGUUGGGAAUCUGCACAACUGCACAGAGCUGGAUCUCUCUGGGAAUCGCUUAUUGAGCAUCCCAGACUCCCUAGCCAAUUUGAAGUCUCUGCGUCGGCUGCAUCUCCACAGCAAUCUCCUGGUGACAGUCCCUGCCUCGCUUGCCAGCCUGCCCAACUUGUCCAGGCUUGAUCUGCAGAACAACUGCCUCCGUGCCAUCCCUGCUGAGAUCCAGACCUUGCCAUUCGUGCACGUCCGAGGCAAUCCCUUGGGAGAAACUGAACCAUCCCCGCAGGCUGAUAAAUCCAGUGUCAGAAGUCUAAAAAGACUCUUCCUUGCAUCAGGAGAGGGCAGCUUUACUGUCACCUCUGAAGGCUGCAAAGUGGUCCUGGCCUGUGGCAUCCAUUUCUACUUUCCGCCGGGGGCUGCCUCUGAUCCUCUGCGGAUCUGCUUCCAAUCCCUCACUCCAGAUCCUCAGUGGGUAAAGCUGAGACACCAUGAUGUCCUGCUGAGUAGAGUCCUGGAGCUGCAGCCUCAUGGGGUCCAAUUCCAGCAGGAGGUGCAGAUCUGGAUGCCAUAUAUCUCACCUGAAACCCCUCACCAGCAUGAGGUGGUAGUUCGGACCUUCAGUGGGCAGAGCUGGAGCGAUUUGAAAACGACAGUGAAGCGGAAUAGAAAAUCAAAGAAGUGUGUAGCCCACUGCUGUGUCCUUCACUUCUCUUGGUUCCUUGUUGUGUCUCGACUUGUCCAAAAUGAAUGCAAAGUGCCCACAGAGGGUACGCUGCUCUUUUCCAGUGUGGAUCCAAACAUCAAAGUGAUCUUUCCUCCUGGAGUCACCAAAGAGCCUCGUCAUGUCAAGCUGCAGGUGCUGCCAGUCUCUGCAGAAGAGAUACAGGAAAUCACAGCCAAUGCAGGCUGCAGAGCCAGUCCCCUGCUCUACCUCUCCCAGGACUCCAUGGUGGAUUUUCUCAAGCCAGUGAGAAUUCAGCUGCCUCUUCCACCUGGGGUCACAGGGCUAAAUUUGGAUCGGUCAAGGCUGCAUAUUCUCCAUGGUGACCUGGAGGGACAAACCUGGAAUGACAUUACCAGUGAGGUGGUGCUGGAAUUCACCCAUCUUUACGCAGUGUUUGAAGUCACUCACUUCUCCUGGUACUGGCUGUGGUACACCACCAAGACCUACAUUGGAGGCAUUGCCAAGAAGGUCUAUGAGCGGCUGCGUCUGUACCAGGUGAACUUCAUUGCACUGCAGAGGAAGAGGGAUCCCGAGCAAGUCCUGCUACAGUGUGUCCCCAAGCACAAGGUUGACCCAGUGCUGAAGAAGCUGCAGGACCGCUAUCGAGGACCUGAGCCAUCUGACAUGGUGGAGAUGUUCGAGGGAGAGCAAUUUUUUGCAGCUUUUGAGCGAGGCAUCAGCAUUGAUAUGGAUCGCCCAGACUGCGUGGAUGGACGUCUCUCAUUUAUUUUUUACUCCCACUUGAAGAACAUGAAGGAAAUCUAUGUGACCUCCCCUGUGGACAGAAAAGGCCAAGCAGUAAAAGGCCAGGUCUCUUUCUACCGAGGGGCAGUUCCAGACAGCAUCCCUGAAGAUGCCAGCAGGAGGAGAAAAGGUCCAGACUCCCUCUGGCUUGCUACUCUGCCUAUCAAACUGCCUCAACUGAAACCCCGCUGGGAUGAGAACCCUGGUCCCCAGUAUGGCUUCUCCUUCCCUCCCUUGAACCUGGGCAAUGCUGAGACCGGGUACCUGACGCAGGCAAACCUGCUGAGCAUUGCCAGGCGUGUGGGAGCUGACUGGCAGAGCAUCGGCCUCAACCUGGGCCUGACCUACCAGCAGAUUGAGCGCAUAGGAUACAAUAACAGAGAGGACCUCAAUAAGCAGAUCCUGGACAUGCUUUUCUCGUGGGCUCAGCAGAACGCAGAGGAUCCUGACUGUGUGAGCAAGCUGAUUACAGCCAUGAAAGAGAGUGGCCGCCAGGACAUCGCUGAUGAGAUUGAGGCCAUUAUUGAGCUGGGGCGGCAGAAAUACAGCGAGUCCAUCCGCCGGGUGGGCCUGGAGCAGGAGAGCAGCACUGAGGACUCUGCAAUAGCCAUGAUGUAGCACCUAGCAGAGAAAAAUAGGUUUGUUUGGACCCCUCUGUGUACCCAGAGUGGUGGUGCCUGGGGGCUGCUCCCUCCUCAAGAGCCAGUGUCUUCCUGAGGAGCUGGGCAUUGAUUCUCUUGGGUCUGUACUCACAUGCUACUUCUUUCAGAAAUGUGGAGAAAUUUACAGACUGAAGUGUCUGUCUGUCAGCUGAGUAGUGGCUUAAGUAGUUUCAAUUAAUUAAUACUUAUAUUACAUGUAUUUAUUUAUAACUUAUUCCUGAAACUGGAAAUACUGUUAGAAACACUGGGUGUGAGCAUUUGGGUCCAUUUGUGCUCCAGUGCUUGAUUAAGACAGUGAAGGUGCGCUCAUGUUAUGAAGGCCUGUGAUGUGGUGGGGACUGUUCAGCCAUUUCUGCUAAUGAUGUGUUCUGCUCACAUGAAAAUGUGAACUGUAUUCCCCAAGAAAAUGUUUUCUGGUUUUUUUUCCAAUUUUCUUCCAGUUCCUUUGAGUCCAAACAAAACAUAAGUACUUAUGGAGAAGAAAGAAGAAACUAAUUUCUAGAAAAAUUCCUUUUUUGUUUGUUUGUUUGUUUGUUUUGUUUUGUUUUUUGUUUUCUUUUGUUUGUUUGUUUUUCUCCAAAAGCUAUCAUGAAACAAAUAGCUUGCUACACCUGCAAGCACCUUUUUAGACACCUAUAUACUGCUGAACUUUGACAAAGUUCCAGUUUUAUUUUAUUU